AUGGGCUCCGACAAAAAAGACAACCGCUCGAUCAUCUCUCGGAACUCGGUUCACGACGAAGAAAAACAGGUCCCCACCACUGUGGCCUCCAAGUACAGAUGGAAAGUCAACGCCGACUCCUCGCCCCCAGAAAUCUAUAACAGAACCCUCUACCUUUGUAUCUUUGUGUUUGGUAUCUUGGGUGCUGCCAGAGGUUUUGAUGAAGGUAACAUUUCCGGAGCCAUGGCGCUUCCUUCCUUCAAGAAGUACUUCGGAUUGGCUGACAAGCACAAGACCAAGGACGAGCUUGCUAACUUGAAGUCCAACAUCGCCUCCAUGGUCCAGCUUGGUGCUAUCGGAGGUGCCAUGAUCGCCAUGUACUCUGUCGACAAGUUGGGCAGAGUUCGUGCUCUUCAAGCUGUGUGUAUUAUCUGGAUCAUUGGUGCUAUUUUGCAAGUGUUUGCCCAGUCUGUGGGUAUGUUGUACGCUGGUAGACUUAUCGAGGGUUUGGCCAUCGGACAAACCACCACCAUCGGACCUUCUUUCACAUCGGAAGUCGCUCCAAAGGCCAUCAGAGGUAUGGCUGUGUCCAUCUUCUCCGGUGCUGUCUACUUGGGUAUUAUGUGCGGUUACUUCGUUUCCUACGGUGCCGUCUUGCACAUCUCCAACGAUUCUAGAAAGCAAUGGGUUGUGGGUGUGUCGUUGAAGAUUGUUUUGGCAGGUUUGAUUUUCAUUCUCUCCAUGUUGUUCUGCUACGAAAGUCCUAGAUGGUUAUUGAAGGUCGGCCAGCCCGACAAGGCCAUUGAGAACUUGUCCAAGCUCAGACACUUGCCACCAGACCACCCUUACAUCAUCGGUGAAAUCAGUGACAUUAACGAACAAGUGCUCUCCGAAAAGGAAGCCAAGGCCAACAGAAACCUCCUUCACCAAUUCAAGGAAAUCGUCACUGUCAAGUCCAUCAGAUACAGAUUCUUUGCCGUUUGUGCCCUGGCCCAGCUCUUGGGUCAAUGGUCCGGUGCCAACGCUGUCACCAUCUACGCCUCCGAACUCUUCAGUCUUGCUGGUAUUAAAGGUACUGAUGUGUUGAAGAUGUCUGCCGUUCUUGGUGUUGUCAAGUUCAUUUCUGCCUACUUGUGUGCAUUCUUUAUCAUUGAUUUCCUCGGAAGAAGAAGAGCCUUGUACAUUGGUGUCACCAUUCAGUUUAUCACCAUUCUUUACUUCGCUAUUUUCUUGCACGUGGUUCCACAAGCUGCUGACGAUGGUGCAGUCUUGACUGCUUCUCAAAAGAGAGCCUCCCUCGGUGCCCUUGCUGCUCUUUUCCUCAGUGGUACUGGUUGGACCAUGGGUUUCAACUCUAUCCAAUACUUGUUGGGUUCUGAGAUUUUCCCAUUGAAGAUCAGAUCUUUCGCCCAAUCCCUCACCAUGAUCUUGCAUUUCGCCAACCAAUAUGGUAAUUCCAAGGCUUUGCCAAAAAUGUUGUUAGCCAUGAACAACUUCGGUGCCUUCUACUUCUUCUGUGGUGUCAUGCUCAUCGGUUUGUUCUGGUGUUGGUUCUUCGUUCCAGAAGUUGCUGGCAGAUCUUUAGAAUCUAUGGAAGAUAUCUUCAACUUGCCAUGGUACUUGAUUGGUAGAAAGGGUCCAGAAUUGUGUCCUGACUACUCUGAAAUCAACAAGAUCACCUACACCACCCUGGGUGCCACCAACACCUACGAAAGUCACAUCAACUACUUGGAGAAAGACAAGGCUUCUCAAGAAUUCGUUGAGAACGCCGAUGAGGCCAAGGAGAACCGCGAUUCUUUGGACAAGUUCCAAGAGAAGGUUUAG
Molecule: messenger RNA, 1803 nt
Organism: Suhomyces tanzawaensis NRRL Y-17324
Lineage: Eukaryota; Fungi; Ascomycota; Pichiomycetes; Serinales; Debaryomycetaceae
Gene: HGT17
Product: Hgt17p
Exons: 1
Coding region: 1-1803 (600 amino acids)
Biological process (GO): carbohydrate transport; transmembrane transport
Cellular component (GO): membrane
Molecular function (GO): carbohydrate:proton symporter activity
Source: RefSeq, a predicted model, not a curated record